UUUUUUCUCUUGAUUGUCAAACUUUUUGUACUUUUUUGAAUUUUUGUCUGUACGCUUCGGGCACUAAUACAUAAGCUUUUAAGAUUGUGGUCUUGACCUUGUCAUAGUCUGGACUGUCAGCUAUGCCUAGCGCUGAGUACAUAUAACCUGCUUUGCCAGUCAGUACACUUUACAAAGUUAAUCAAACACCUGUGGUCAUUUCAAAUUCUCUGCCACUUUCUUCAAUUGAAUUUUUUUUUUAUUUACUGAUUUUUAUUGAAAUUUUGGAAGUAAUCAAAUACUUUAGCUUCGUAAAACUCAAUCCUGUCAGGUAGAAAUUCAGGUCCGCGCUCUUUCAUUUUCUUUUUUCUCAUUCUCUCUGCUUUCAUUUUUCUCUCUCUGCUCUUUCAUUUUCUAACUUCAUUUUUUUCUCUCGCUCAAAUUGUAUUUUCUCUGUUUCUCUUUCCCCUUCUAUAUUCAGUGUAGGUCAGAAUUUACAUAUAAUUUACAUGCAUUGACAUGAUUUACAAAAGUAUUAUUACAUAUUUGAUGUACAAAGGGAUCUAUUAUGAAAUCAUAGAUACACUGUACUUAAAAGAACUUUAUGAAACCUAUAAGCCCCAAAAGAUUUGCAAAAUUUACAAAAUGUCUCUCAAGUUGUGUAUGAACGGAAUUGAAGCAUAUGACACACACAAGUUUUCUGGAAAUACCGUUUAAAAGUCAAUGUCUGCAUGUUAUCCGUAGAUGUGUCCGGAAUUGUCAUAUAUUAAAUAACUUCAAGUAGGAUGCUCAUUAUAUCUAAACACGUACGACACAAAUGGUGAACUGGUCUACGUAUACAUGUACUUUCGUCGUCAUGCCUCUUAAGUUCCCAGUGAAAAUCUCCACAAAUGAAAUGCACACGGGAGGAGAGCCGGUGAGGAUUGUAGAAAAUGGAUUCCCUAAAAUCCAGGGUCGGACACUUCUUGACAAGAUUAAUCAUAUGAAAAGUGAUUUGGAUGAAUAUAGAAAAUUGUUGAUAUGGGAGCCGCGAGGUCACUUUGAUAUGUAUGGCGUCCUGAUCGUGCCUUCUGAUAUAGAGUCCUGCGAUUUUGCAGCUAUCUUCAUCCAUAAUGAGGGAUACUCCACGAUGUGUGGACACGCUGUAAUAUCCUUGGGACGUUAUGCCAUCGAAAAGGGACUUGUUAAAAAUGUCACAAUUCCAGAAACCCGGAUAAACAUCCAGUGCCCCUGUGGCCCGGUGACUGCUUACGUCACAUAUGACGGUCAGACAACUGGUGACGUCAGAUUCCAAAGUGUUCCAUGCUUCGUCUUCAAAGAAGAUUUACCAGUGGAGGUUCCGGGUUAUGGUAACGUGGUGGUCGACAUUGUUUACGGUGGAGCAUUCUACGCUAUUGUAUCAACUGAACAGUUCGGAUUGCACGUCAGGAAAUCGUCCGUGUCGGAUUUAAAGGCAGCCGCUGGGGCAACGACAGACAUUUUGAGGGCGCAGCUGAAGUUAGCACACCCGGAUACAGAGGGAGUGUCUUUCGUUUAUGGUACGAUCCUGACGGACGGAAACGACGCCUAUUCUGAUGAAGUCACGGACACUAUGUGUGUGUUUGCUGAACGUGAGGUAGAUCGAUCACCAUGUGGAUCUGGGACCUCCGCUAGAAUUGCUCUUCAGUUCUUUAAGAACAAAGUCAAGGUUAACCAGACCAGAACCUUUCGGGGACCUUCUGCUGACACGUUCACAGCAAAAGUCGUCAAAGAGGUCAGCUGUGGAACAUACCCAGCAGUUAUCACUGAGGUGAAAGGUCAUGGGUAUUUUACUGGAAAUUCUACAUUCACUCUAGAAGAAAAUGACGCCAGGGGAAGAGGAUUUUUAUUGCAAUAGAUACAUGUAGGAUGUAAAACCUGGACUCAUAAAAAUCCACAUAGAUGUAGCAGGCAUAUCACUAUUCCAAUCAAUCAUCCUAGUAAGGUGACAUAUCACUAUUCCAAUCAAUCAUCCUAGUAAGGUGACAUAUCACUAUUCCAAUCAAUCAUCCUAGUGAGGUGGCAUAUCACUAUUCCAAUCAAUCAUCCUAGUAAGGUAAGAUAUCACUAUUCCAAUCAAUCAUCCUAGUAAGGUGACAUAUCACUAUUCCAAUCAAUCAUCCUAGUAAGGUGACACAUUACUAUUCCAAUCAAUCAUCCUAGUGAGAUGACAUAUCACUAUUCCAAUCAAUCAUCCUAGUGAGGUGACAUAUCACUAUUCCAAUCAAUCAUCCUAGUAAGGUGACAUAUCACUAUUCCAAUCAAUCAUCCUAGUAAGGUGACAUAUCACUAUUCCAAUCAAUCAUCCUAGUAAAGUGACAUAUCAUUAUUCCAAUCAAUCAUCCUAGUGAGGUGACAUAUCACUAUUCCAAUCAAUCAUCCUAUUGAGGUGGUAUAUCACUAUUCCAAUCAAUCAUCCUAGUGAGGUGACAUAUCACUAUUCCAAUCAAUCACCCUAGUAAGGUGACAUAUCACUAUUUCAAUCAAUCAUCCUAGUCAGGUGACAUAUCACUAUUCCAAUCAAUCAUCCUAGUAAGGUGACAUAUCACUAUUCCAAUCAAUCAUCCUAGUAAGAAGGCAUAUCACUAUUCCAAUCAAUCAUCCUAGUAAGGAGGCAUAUCACUAUUCCAAUCAAUCAUCCUAGUAAGGUAACAUAUCACUAUUCCAACCAAUCAUCCUAGUGAGGUGACAUAUCACUAUUCCAAUCAAUCAUCCUAGUAAGGUGACAUAUCACUAUUCCAAUCAAUCAUCCUAGUAAGGAGGCAUAUCACUAUUCCAAUCAAUCAUCUUAGUGAGGUUACAUAUCACUAUUCCAAUCAAUCAUCCUAGUGAGGUGACAUAUCACUAUUCCAAUCAAUCAUCCUAGUGAGGUGACAUAUCACUAUUCCAAUCAAUCAUCCUAGUAAGAUGACAUAUCACUAUUCCAAUCAAUCAUCCUAGUGAGGUGACAUAUCACUAUUCCAAUCAAUCAUCCUAUUGAGGUGGUAUAUCACUAUUCCAAUCAAUCAUCCUAGUGAGGUGACAUAUCACUAUUCCAAUCAAUCACCCUAGUAAGGUGACAUAUCACUAUUCCAAUCAAACAUCCUAGUGACUUUAAUAUUUGCAUGUGAAAAACACUACAUGAUGUAUAUGUACAAUGUUUGUUAUUUUGGUAUACACAUGUACUCUAUUUGGCAGUUGUUAAAUAAAUAUGUAUGUUUCGAAGAAAUCUUACCCACCAUUAUGAUUUUUCGAAAAAAACAUCACAACUAUAUUCAUUCGAUGUUACUGGAAAGCAAUUCUUAAUUAACAUGAUAACAUUGGUGUGAUGUAAGAAUCAAAUCUGAAGAAAAGGAACGUCCUAUAUUUACAAAUCUAUAUACUAUGCAUAUCCUGUGA
Ostrea edulis (European flat oyster) is the source of this 3375-nucleotide messenger RNA. RefSeq names its product trans-L-3-hydroxyproline dehydratase-like. The record is from RefSeq and is a predicted model, not a curated record. NCBI's taxonomy places the organism in Eukaryota, Metazoa, Mollusca, Bivalvia, Ostreida, Ostreidae. Gene Ontology annotation, molecular function: hydro-lyase activity. Bases 797 to 1855 code for a protein of 352 amino acids. The transcript has 5 exons.